AUGUCACAGGAUUUCAAAGAGCCUUCUCUUGACUCCCACACUUUUGAGCAUGACACCGAGGAACAGAAGCCUCGUGGUGUGGCCAGAAUUGAGGCCGUCAAGCAGACUCUAGAUAAGAGAUACAUCUUGGUGCUGAUCCUGUCCCUGUACCUGUGUUCCUGGACCUAUGCGCUAGAUAGUUCCACCACGUACAGUUACCAGCCAUAUGCCACCUCUCAGUUUAACCGUCACUCGAUGCUUUCCACUUUGAGUAUCGCCAACUCCAUCAUCGGAGCUGUUUGUAAGCCAUUUAUUGCCAAGAUUUCCGAUAUGACUUCCAGGGCCGUCGCCUACAUGUUUAUUCUGGUCUUGUAUGUCAUCGGAUUUGUCAUUGCUGCAUGCUCUCCUACGAUCUCUGCAUACGUCAUUGGCUCCGUCUUCAUUGCCAUUGGACAAUCGGGUAUUGAUCUGCUUAACAGCAUCUUGGUCGCCGACAUGACUCCUCUCAAGUGGAGGGCCACAGUCAAUGGUCUUCUAUCCACUCCGUAUUUGUGCACCACCUGGGUGGCAGGUUACAUCGUCCAAAACAUCACCACUACUAACUGGAGAUGGGGUUACGGUAUGUUCGCUAUUAUUACCCCUGCUGCAUUGAUUCCGGCAAUUGGUAUGAUUUUCUGGAUGGACCACAAGAUCAACUAUGGAACUUUCAAGUUCAAUGUCAAGCUCCCUCAAAUAACUGUUCUGAAAAGCAAAGACACUUUGUCCAAGAUAAAGCACGCUCUUAUCGAGAUUGACGCUCUGGGGCUCAUCCUUCUCGGUUUCGCUUUCUCUCUCCUGCUUCUUCCUUGCUCGCUUUAUUCUUACGCCAAGGGCGGAUGGCACAACCCUUCAAUGAUUGCCAUGGAAGUGGUCGGAGGAAUUUUCCUGAUCAUGUACACUAUCCACGAGAUCUGGAUUGCACCAUACCCAAUGCUUCCUAAGCGCGUUCUUUUGAACAGAACCUUCAUCUGCUGCGUCAUCAUCGAUUUCUGCUAUCAAAUGGGUGGUUACUUCUGGCUGCUUUACUUUAGCUCUUACGACUUGGUCGUUCUGAAUCUUUCCUACAGAGACUGGACUUAUCUGAACAACACCGAGACCAUGGGUUUGUGCUCUUUUGGUGUCAUCUACGGCCUUUUAUUCAGAUACUUCCGUCGGUACAAGGUGUUCCAAGUGUUCGGCUCUAGUAUCCGAUUGAUUGGUCUUGGACUGAUGGUGCAUUCCACCAAGAUGGAAAGUGGCCCUUCUCUCGGUGUCAUUGUGGCCGCCUUGGUUCUUACCUCCAUCGGUGACUGUGGUGAUGCUAUGGGUACCCAAUUGGCUGCUCAAGCUUGCGUUCCGCACGUUGACCUGGCUUCCACCAUUUCUGUUCUUUCUCUGUACACCAGCAUUGGUGCUGGUGUCGGACAGGCUAUUGUCGCUGCCGUGUGGGCUUCGAACCUUCCUAAACGUCUUACCGAGCAUGUUGGUGAUGCCACCAGGGCCCUUUCAUAUUUCGAGUCCGUUACCGUUAUCUAUGCUCUCCCAUGGGGCUCUGAUGACAGAAUCGCAUGUAUCAAAGCUUACCAGGAUGUUUGCUACCUGCUCUUCUGCGGUGCUCUCGGUAUCAGUUGUGUCUGCUGGAUUGUUACCUUGUUCCAAACCAACUUCUACCUGGGUGACGGAUUGAACGCUGUUGAAGGAGAACAGAAGGAGGACUACAACAAAAAAUGGUACAACUACGUCUUCGACUUUGUUAAACAUCCUCUUAGAUAG
Molecule: messenger RNA, 1770 nt
Organism: Ogataea parapolymorpha DL-1
Lineage: Eukaryota; Fungi; Ascomycota; Pichiomycetes; Pichiales; Pichiaceae
Product: siderophore-iron transporter Str3
Exons: 1
Coding region: 1-1770 (589 amino acids)
Biological process (GO): transmembrane transport
Molecular function (GO): transmembrane transporter activity
Source: RefSeq, a predicted model, not a curated record